Molecule: messenger RNA, 273 nt
Organism: Microthlaspi erraticum
Lineage: Eukaryota; Viridiplantae; Streptophyta; Magnoliopsida; Brassicales; Brassicaceae
Source: the annotation of a GenBank genome assembly
AUGGAGGCAGAGAACGAGGGAGAGAUGAAAGGUUACCAGUCGGAAGACACCCCGGAGAUUGAGAACAUGGCCAUAGAUCCGGCGGAUCCGGUGGUUCCGGCGGAGGUUUCGGUGAGUCCGGAAGGAGAAGCACUUGGCGGUGAGAGAGCUCCGUCACUCUACCAGUCGACUCCAGUGGGACGCUUGAGAGAUGAGCGAACUCCGUCCUCAAAAGCUCUGUGGAUCUCAUCAAAGUACCCACCGGAGAGAGAAGCUAGCCGAGAGAUGGAGUAG